This is a messenger RNA of Andrographis paniculata, 3148 nucleotides long. RefSeq names its product pentatricopeptide repeat-containing protein At2g16880. The record is from RefSeq and is a predicted model, not a curated record. The transcript is spliced from 7 exons. Lineage: Eukaryota; Viridiplantae; Streptophyta; Magnoliopsida; Lamiales; Acanthaceae. Gene Ontology annotation, molecular function: protein binding. The coding region runs from base 79 to 2418 and encodes 779 amino acids.
CAAUUAAAACCCUAAACCACGCCGGCCAAACCCCAACGCCGUCGUCUUCUUUCUUCUAGCAAAAUCAAAUCACGUGCAAUGCCCUCCGCCACCGCCGAACCGCCGCCGCCGCCGUUAAACGACGCGCAGCUCGUCUCCACCAUCACCAGUCUCCUCCAGAAAGGCUUUACCUCCGCCGCCCUCUCUCGCUACCUCCCCCACCUGAACAAGCCAAUCAUCCACUCCGUCCUCUCCUCCCCGGCCCUCCGCCGCCACCCCAACGCCGUCGUCUCCUUCCUCAAUUGGGCUCAGACUCACUCCAAUUUCAAUUCCUUAAUCCCUCUACCCCUCCCCGCCCUCCUCGCCGUCCUCUCUUCCCUCAUCUCCCACCAUAAAUUCAGCGAUGCCAGAAACAUACUACAAUCCCAAAUUCGAUCGGAACACCCCAACCACCACCUCCACCGCUACCUCCUCCACCCAGCGCCUCCGCUGCCGCUGCCGACGAAUGCUCUUAUGAACACGUGUAUCGCCGCCUACUGCCGGUCCGGAUUGCCCCACCACGCCGUCCAGAUUUUCAAAAAAAUGAAGCGCCAUAAGAUUCUCCCCAAUUUGCUGAUUCUCAACAUUUUGCUGAGUUCGUUGGUAAGGAAAUACCCUUCUUCUCACUCUACACGUUUUUGCAGAGAAUUAUUCGCUGAUGCAAUUAAGCUUGGUGUUCCUCCCACUGUAGUUACUUGUAACAUUUUGAUUAGUGGAUACUGUUUAGAAUUUAAGCUUAAGGAAGCCAUGGAGUUUUUGAGAAAAAUGGAGGAUGAGUACAAAUGUAAGCCUGAUAAUGUGAGUUACAACACAAUAUUGGAUGCAUUGUGUAAGAAGGGGAGGUUGCUCGACAUUAGAGAAUUGUUGAUCGAAAUGAAGGGGAAGGGACUUUUUCCGAAUAAGAAUACGUAUAAUAUUUUGGUUGAUGGUUAUUGUAAGAUGGGGUUUUUGAAGGAUGCUGCUAACAUUAUCGAAUUGAUGACUCGUGAUAAUUUGUUGCCGGAUGUUUGGACAUAUAAUACGCUGAUUAACGGGUUCUGUAAUGCGAAGAGGAUCGAUGAGGCAAAUAGGGUGAGGAUUGAGAUGGAGGAGUUGAAGAUAUCGCCUGACGUGAUUACGUACAACACUUUGGUGAAUGGUUACUUUGAAGCUCGAAUAAGUUCAGAGGCGCUCAAAUUGGUCGAUGAAAUGAAGGAGAAAGGAGUGGAACCGAACGAGGUUACAUACAACAUCUUGAUCAAGUGGUAUUGCAAAGAAGGGAGGAUGAACGAAGCGUGUGAGAUCGUUACGAGGAUGGAAGAAGCAGGAAAUUCUCCGAGUUGUGUCACCUACAAUACGUUGAUAAGUGGGUUUUGUAAAUCGGGCGAUUUGGCGAAGGCUUUUAAAACGAUGGCUCAGAUGGGUAGCAAAGGUUUGAAAAUGGAUACGGUGACGCUUAACACUGCUCUACGGAAUCUAUGUCAGGAGAAAAAGCUUGCGGACGCGUAUGAGUUGCUGACUUCUGCGAAUAAGAGAGGCUACAUUUUGGAUGAAGUAAGUUAUGGUACGGUUAUGGUCGGGUAUUUAAAAGAAGAAAAUGCAGGCCGAGCUAUGAAGAUUUGGGAUGAAAUGAAAGAAAGAGAGGUAGUUCCUAGUGUUGUCACGUAUAACUCAAUGAUUUCCGGACUUUGCAAGCUGCGUAGGACGGAAGAAGCAAUCGACAAGUUGAAUGAGCUUUUAGAGAACGGGUUAGUUCCCGACGAGACCACUUACAACACCAUUAUACACGGCUAUUGUUGGGAGGGGAAUUUGGAUAAAGCAUUUCAGUUUCAUAACCAAAUGGUUGAAAAGUCGUUCAAACCUGAUACCUACACUUGCAACAUUCUUCUUCGAGGCUUGUGCAAGGAAGGGAUGCUUGAAAAAGCUAUGAAACUCUUCGAUUCAUGGGUUUCAAGAGGGAAAAGUCUUGAUACGGUGACGUACAAUACAUUAAUCGCGGCUUUGUGUAAAGAGAAGAGGCUGGAGGAAGCUUUGGCUCUUGUUACUGAAAUGGAAGAAAAGAAAUUGGGUCCCGAUAAUUAUACAUUCAAUGCCAUUCUUGGUGCUCUUAAUGAUGCCGGGAGAACUCAGGAAGCUGACGAGCUUUUAUCUAAAAUGUUAGAGAGUGGUAAAGUAAGUCGAUUUUUAAAGAAGAUUGAUGAUGACCAAAACAUUGCUUCUAAUCCUUCUGAGGAGUCGGAAUCGAGUUCCACUAAAUCUGUACAAAUCAAUCAGCUUUGUGCUGAGGGAAGGUACAAAGAUGCCAUGCUUAUCUUUUUCGAACAUACGGAGAAGGGUCUUGCUUUGGAUAAGUCCUCGUACAUUAAUUUGAUGAAUGGGCUCAUAAAGAGAAGGAAAAGUAUUGUGAAUCGAGGGGUGUAAAUCUUUGGACACAGUUGUUGCAGCUGAACGGCUUGCAUUGGCCAUCCCAGCACUAGAAAGAUGCCUUGAUGCUCGAAAAAGCUUGCUUCAUGUUGAUCGCAUUCAGCUAGAAGUGUUUUGUUGCUGCCUCUAUGAGGCUUCCAAAAUGCAGCGAAUGGACUUUUCCUUCCAAAACCAACACUUCUUGGGCUAUGGCUGAAAUUGACAUUGCCAAAUAUCUGUUACACAAAUUCAGUAAGGUAGCUCAACAAUCCCUUACUCGUUCCCCAAUCGUGCACCCGGGAAAACAAGGAAAGGGGCUCGAUCAGCAAUGCUUAUACUAGUAAGGGAGACAGCCGCUCGUUUACAAUGCAUUUCUAUCUACAAGAAGCAGACGAUGAUUCAAUAUCUGAGGCGCCCCAAAUAGAGUCGAGUGUCUUUCAUUGUUAAAGCUGUUUUGGGAGUUGAUGAGUAAGGGCAUCAGCUCAUGUCGACAGAAAAGACUACGCCAGAAGAGAUAAAGGAUGAAAUCCGGCGCAAGUUAUCGAUUGAGAGAAAGGUAUGAAUUUUUUUAAAUACAGAGCAUAGAAGAGGAAAUUAGGCAGGUCGUCUUCUCUUGAAAUUUUAGUUGAACAAACAAGAAUCUCAAGUUUGUGAUGUGUUGGUAUUAUUCAUGUCACAACCACAUAAGAAUCUUAGGCGGCUGUAUCGAAUAUAGAGCUUAUUGGAUUUUAGAGAAAUCUUUUAAUAA